AUGGGUGAUGAUGAGCUAUCCAUAUUCCAGUGUGGGUUAUGCAAGCGCAACUUCAAGCGCCUGGAUCACCUAGCACGCCAUGUCCGUUCACAUACUCAAUCAAGACCGUAUAAGUGUCACAUCUGCCCCAAGGCUUUCACAAGAACAGAUCUUCUGAGAAGACACGUUGCGAGUCACGAAUCUCAAACAAACUCACCAAAUGAAGAUACCCCAAGCUCCCACCGCGGUCUGUCUUCACGGGUAACACAGGCAUGUCGAGCCUGCGCUUCCCAUCACUUAAGGUGCUCCGAGGAGAAGCCAUGUCGGCGUUGCAAGAAGAGGGGGAUCAGGUGUAUUUGGAACAAUCCAUUGGACCAGGAUGACCCUUGCAUUUCUCUUGAUUGUGAUCAUCAAUCUGAAGAACCGCCAGAUGCUCAGAGUGCAGACCUGGGAUUCCCAAAUAACCUGACCUUGCCCUUGCUGCUUCUCGUGGAGCGAGGUACAAGUAGUCCGACCCAGGACGUCAUUAAUGCCCUGCCAGAUUUGGAUCCUUCGUUGAAAUUUGACGUUGAGCAGUUCACAUUCGAGUUUCCCGACCCAAACCUCCUCUCCGGAAACGACGUUGACGUCCAAUUCUUGAACAACUACAACUCCAACAUUCCUUUUGAAUUCGACAGUAUAUCUCAGCCAGAAAGGAGCGCCGCGCACUCAACACCUAGCCCCCUCAGUACCGAAGCCUUCGAAACGUUGUACUGGCGCUUCCGACCAAAUAAAAAGGAUUGCCAGGGAAGCGAGGAGCGGUAUCUAUCAAUGCCUUCAAACGGUCAUACAUCACCAGAGUCACGAGUCCACCUUGAGAAACGAGUAACCUGCAGUGAGCUUGGAAUGGCUGCACGAGACAAGAUCCUCGCCAUGGUGGUUAAGUGCUGUCGUCCAGAGAACUCAUUUCGGGCUGCCUCAUCUUUUCCGUCCGUCAAACUGCUCGAUACACUGUUGCAAUAUUAUUUGACAUCUCCCGUCGCAAGUGCAGCCUCAUUUCUGCACCUAGCAACCUUUGAUCCAAAUACAAGGCGACCCGAGUUGGUGGCCAUCAUGGCUGCUGCCGGGGCUGCCUUGACAUCCGAUCCUGCCCUCACAAAGCUUGGCUACGCCAUUCAAGAAUGUGUUAGAGUGGCCGUUAUAAGACUUUGGGAGGAGGACAACACUAUGGCCAGGGAUCUAGAGCUAUCGCAAGCAUUCCUCCUUACCCUCGAGAUAGGCCUUUGGAGUGGGCAUAGUCGAAAGGUCGAGAUUGCAGAGGGCCUCCUACAACCAUUAUUGACCAUGCUUCGUCGUGAUGGGAAGUUGAAGCGCUCGGCCUAUCCUGAGAUCACCAUGAGCCACGACCUUGAAGGUGCAGCCCUCGAGCGAACCUGGCUCGCGUGGGUUGAGUCCGAGUCAUACAAAAGGCUCUCUUUUAGACUCUUGUCACAUGAUGCCAGUUGCUCCAUGGCUUUGCUAGCCAAUCCCCUAAUAUCGUAUGCGGAAUUCUCUGCCCCUCUUCCAUUGUCGGAGGAGAUCUGGUCCUCCGACUCGGCCGAGCAUUGGAAAGCAGCCUGGUUGAGUCGAACCAACGGCCGGAUAUUCAACAUUGGCGAUUUUCUGACCGAUCCAGAGACCCUGAUCAUGCACCGCGAUACCGUUGACGUGAUGGCGGCUAGCUUUGCCAUGCGAUCGCGCAAACAUCAGUGGAACGCACUGGUCAUGUCGUCGAGGCAUGAGGAGCUCUCAAGAUUGGUCGACAAUAUUCGAACGGUUGCCAGCCUCCACCUCACUCCGGCUACCAAGGUCACCAUGCGGCUUGAACUCGUGCUGUUGCAUCUCCACAUGCAAUUUGAAGACAUACAAAUUUUUGCUGGACUCGAGGGGCCAGACCAAGCUCGUUCUAUGCAGCCUUUCAUAUGCGAAUGGGCUCAAUCCGAGUCUGCAAGAAGAUCUGUUUACCACGCCGCUCAGAUCAUCAGAGGAGCCAGGGAGCUUUCGCGAGCUUCGGUCGAUCCCAUCACAGCCAUCAUGCUCUACCACGCGAGCCUGGCUUUUCUGGCUUAUGGGCUCCUCGCAAAACCCCAGGUGGAUAAUUGGGGGACCUCAUCGACGGCUCCAGAUUCUGCCGAAGAGAUAUUUCUGGAUCAGCCAGAAGACCUCACCAUGCGCAGAUUCCUUCAGCAUGGACACGGCAGCCCGUGUAUUCGUUCCACUGGUUCUGGGACUGUGCACUUGGCAGAUCCCAAAAGCAUUAUGAGGGUCGUGAUUGACAUUCUCCGAUCUAACUAUGACAACCGCCCAAAACCUCAUCUUACUGAAAAACUCAUACAACUAAUGACGGGUCUAGAAGAAUCAUUAGCUGGGGUGACUUGUUAA
Molecule: messenger RNA, 2379 nt
Organism: Ilyonectria robusta
Lineage: Eukaryota; Fungi; Ascomycota; Sordariomycetes; Hypocreales; Nectriaceae
Exons: 7
Coding region: 1-2379 (792 amino acids)
Biological process (GO): DNA-templated transcription; regulation of DNA-templated transcription
Molecular function (GO): zinc ion binding; DNA-binding transcription factor activity, RNA polymerase II-specific; DNA binding
Source: RefSeq, a predicted model, not a curated record